CUUGUCAACCCCAGCGACUUUUCUGGUACUUUCUUUCCUUUCCUUUUCGCCCACUUGUGCGUACCAUCCUGCCAGUUCUUUGCGCACACCAUUGUCCUCCUUCAUGAUUGUCCUUACGCACCAGCCUGCGUCAUGUCUACCGUGUACAAAGGCACUCCGCUCCACAUAGAUGACAGCACGAACAUCCGACUCCUUAAAAUCCUCCCGACGGAUGACGAGACGACCCCAAUAACCUGCACGAUCCGCGUCGUCGCUCUCGAGGGCUCGCCUAAAUACACUGCACUUUCUUACGAAUGGGGGCCGCCACAACCUACCAAAAAAAUCUUGUUGAACGGUGAACCCUUUAUCAUACGCGAAAAUCUAUGGAAUUUCUUGAAUCAAGCACGAAGAUACCGGAAGUCUUGGGAAUUCUGGAUAGACGCUAUCUGCAUUGACCAGAUUAGCGACGCGGAGCGUACUCAUCAAGUCUCUAUGAUGGGUAAAAUAUACUCGAUAGCUGAGCUUGCUGUGGCUUGGCUCGGAACUGCAAUCUUGGACACACCCGAGUGGCUGAGCUUAUUAGAAGAAAUACCGGACAUUCAUCUCUACAGAGCCUGUUCGGACUCUGUAGACUGGUGCAGAAGGUACAGAGAUUGCAUUAGUUAUUUGUGCUCGUUAUCCUACUGGAGCCGGAUAUGGAUUGUGCAAGAAUAUGUCUUGAGUCAAAAGGUCAUCAUAUGGAUCGGUCGACACCAUACUACCGGAGAGAAUAUGGAGCGGCUUCGCGCCAUGUGCAAAAUGGUUCCGGGUCAAUAUAGCGCCUUGAUCGGGGUGGAGACCCCAGCAAUGCAGAUUCUACAGCAUCGACGCAAUAGAACGGACGUUCGGGCUCGUGGAAGAAGCUAUUCGCUUAUUCUUGAGAACGUAGUAUUGGAGUUCGCGGGCUCAAAGUGUGUGGAUCCACGGGAUCACGUGUACGCGUUGUUAUCGCUAUGCGAUCCGCUAGAGGUUACGGAAGCAUCGAUUACCCCUGAUUACUCGAAGUCAACACUAGAAAUAUACAUCCAGCUCCUUCGAAGGGCAGAGAAAAGUCUAGUCGAAAGCGGCAGAAGCAUAUAUGAAGAUGAGGUAUCUGAAACCAAGACGUACAUGGGAAAACUCCGCUCUUUGCUGGGGGUUGAGUUGGAGGAAUUUCAGAAUAUGGAUCCCGAGAUCACAAAACUACUUACAAAGAAUUCGUACAUCUUCAGUAACUACCCAGACUAGCUUCGCAUGCCGACAGUUGUCAGCUGGUGAGCAGAAAAGAGUAGCUAUAGGCUUACUCAGUCAGAGCACUAAAGUUCAU
This is a messenger RNA of Alternaria rosae, 1324 nucleotides long. Its product is annotated as heterokaryon incompatibility protein-domain-containing protein. The coding region runs from base 133 to 1245 and encodes 370 amino acids. The transcript has a single exon. The record is from RefSeq and is a predicted model, not a curated record. NCBI's taxonomy places the organism in Eukaryota, Fungi, Ascomycota, Dothideomycetes, Pleosporales, Pleosporaceae.